UUUAGUUAGUAUAUAGUUUAUUUCGAAACUGUUUAAUUUUAAUUGAUAAAAAAUUGUGAAUUUUAAAAAUUGUUAAAUAUUCUCUUAAAAUAAUAAUAUGUUACUCACUAAAUGGAUAUUAAUAAUUCGUUUUAUUCAAACAAUCAACCAAUCAAUAUGUGUUGAUCUAAAUAACAUUACAGUUGAGGACAUAGACACUCUUGAAAGCGAAUACGAAGAUAUGAAAUGUGUCAAGCUUAUAGAACAUCCUUAUUAUAUAAAAUCACGCAAUGAGGAAAACUUUUGUCCUGUACCUUGGAGUCAUGCAGUAGACUGUGAAGAAGUUCCUUAUGAAGGUAUAGAAAUAGUAAACAAAAGUUUGACAGAUGUGGUUCAAAGAUGUAGGAGCAAAAAAAAAUUUAAAUUGGCGUAUACGAUUUAUUUGAACGCUAUUGAAAGUAUAGUCUUCACAUUUAUGUAUCGGUUCUGCGAGUUUGCUAUAGAAAUGAAUAAAAGAUGUGCUGAAAUAUCAUUUUACUUAAAAUUAUUUAGUGAUAAACUUACUGAACUUAUACCGAUAAUUAAUAGAGAAUGGAUUUCUCCUGAACCGUAUGAAUGUAUUUUAGAUGUUUACAAAAAAUACGAAAAAAAAAAUAACAAAUACAAAUUUAAAAAAGAAAACGGAAUAUACAGAAGGGAUUUAUUAAACUGCAUGAAAUUAAUAAAAGAUAAAUUAAACUUUUUAAAAGAACCUCAUGAAGUAUCAAUGAAGUACAUGUCUAUACGCAAAUUAGAAAACUACCAUGAUUUAAAUAAUCAAGUUAUUAGAGAUCACUUAACUUUAGAACAAUUUUCUUCUGGUUACAAAGAUAUAACUGGAGAUAAACAUCAAAGCUAUUGUAUAAGAUGCAAGAAAGAACACAUAGGUACGACUAAUGAAGUUUAUAUUUUAUCACCAUGUGGACAUGGCUGGUGCUGUAAAUGGUGUAGUCGACAAUUGACUGAGUGUCCAGUAUGUGAUCAAGAGGUUACAAGUACUCAAAAAUUAAAUAUACGAACAUCUGUGUCAAUAGUUACUGAAAAGUAUUGGAACUUACAGACGAGAUGUGCCAUAGAUAGACGAAAAGUGCGUUGUGUAAGAUGUCGUAGUCAUAUUAUAGAUGAUGAUGAUCAUUCAAACAGACACAUAAUGAUACCAUGUGGUCAUGGUUGGUAUUGUAGUAAAUGCAUUAAGGAAAAUAAGUGUUCAUUAUGUCCCAGGGAAGUAACAGAUAAACUGUGUGUAAAUUUGAAAAAAAAAAAUGAAUAAAUCUAUUAAUGUUAUUUCUUUAAUUAAUAUUGCUUUGAUUUGUACAAAAUUACAUUUUUAAAUAAUGCAGUUCAAAAUUAAACAUUACGAAAACAUGAUUAAAUUAUUAAAAAAUUUAUUGGUACUAUAUGCUUGCUACUGGAUAUUACAAUAGAAAUGCAUUAUAUUGUUUGUUUAUAAUUAAGGCCAUAUAUUUGGUUUUAUAUAACUAUAAAAAUACUUUUUAUAUAAUUGAAUUUCAUUU
Molecule: messenger RNA, 1532 nt
Organism: Daktulosphaira vitifoliae (grape phylloxera)
Lineage: Eukaryota; Metazoa; Arthropoda; Insecta; Hemiptera; Phylloxeridae
Exons: 4
Coding region: 98-1288 (396 amino acids)
Source: RefSeq, a predicted model, not a curated record